Molecule: messenger RNA, 2922 nt
Organism: Drosophila subpulchrella
Lineage: Eukaryota; Metazoa; Arthropoda; Insecta; Diptera; Drosophilidae
Gene: DNApol-eta
Product: DNA polymerase eta
Exons: 3
Coding region: 116-2800 (894 amino acids)
Biological process (GO): response to radiation; error-prone translesion synthesis
Cellular component (GO): replication fork; nucleus; site of double-strand break
Molecular function (GO): DNA-directed DNA polymerase activity; damaged DNA binding
Source: RefSeq, a predicted model, not a curated record
AAUACAUAUUUUCUUAAGUUUUUUCAGUAUAUUAUAUUGGGAUUUCAAAAAGUCCCGAGCAUGGUCUUACUACUGGCGCGCAGUGCAAUUUCGCGCAAUAAUACGAAAUGAAAUCAUGACCAGCGCACGCAGCCAUGUCAGUAUGCAGAGCAAGUACGACCGCGUGGUCCUCCUGGUGGACAUGGACUGCUUCUUCUGCCAGGUGGAGGAGAAGCAGCAGCCGGAGUACCGCAACCGCCCUCUGGCUGUGGUCCAGUACAAUCCUUGGCGCGGGGGCGGCAUCAUUGCGGUGAACUACGCGGCUCGGGCCAAGGGAGUGACGCGCCAUAUGCGCGGCGACGAGGCCAAGGACCUGUGCCCGGACAUAGUCCUCUGCCAGGUGCCCAACAUCCGGGAGAAGGCCGACACCAGCAAGUACCGCGAUGCCGGCAAGGAGGUGGCCAACGUGCUGCAGCGCUUCACGAAGCUCCUGGAGCGCGCGUCCGUGGACGAGGCUUACCUGGACAUCACGGAGACCGUGAACCUCCGUAUGCAGCAGAUGCAGAGCGGCGACUUUGCUCUGCAGCCCCAGGAUUUGGUAAACACAUUUGCCGUGGGCUACCCCAACAUCGGCGACUACGUCAACAAGAUCACGACUCGUUUCGCCAAUCCCUAUAUAGACGACGAACGUUUCCAGCUGUCCUACGACCAAAACGACCUUCCCGCCGUCCGGCAGAGCGACAUUCGAUUGCUGAUUGGCGCCUCUGUUGCCGGUGAGGUGCGGGCGGCUGUCAAGAAGGAGACCGGAUACGAGUGCUCGGCGGGCAUAGCGCACAACAAGAUCCUGGCCAAGUUGGCAGCCGGCAUGAACAAGCCCAACAAGCAGACCAUCCUGCCGCUGGCGGAGACCGCUGGUCUGUUUGAUUCCUUGCCCGUGGGCAAGAUCAAGGGGCUGGGAGGCAAGUUCGGCGAGGUUGUGUGCGAGACCCUGGGCAUAAAGUUUUUGGGCCAGGUAGUCAAGUUUACGGAGGCCGAGUUGCAGCGCAAGUUUGACGAGAAGAAUGGUACCUGGCUGUUCAACAUCUCUCGCGGCAUCGACCUGGAGGCAGUGACGCCGCGCUUCUACUCCAAGAGCAUUGGCUGCUGCAAAAAGUUUCCAGGUCGGAACAACAUCACGGGACUGAAAACCCUUCAGCACUGGUUGGGUGAGCUUUCCACUGAGAUCAACGAUCGCCUGGAGAAGGACCUCAUUGAGAACAAUCGCAGGGCCAAGCAGAUGGUGGUGCAAUACGUGCAGGACAUUGACGGCGAGGAGGUGGCCAGCUCCCGCUCAACAGCUCUCAAAGAUUACGACCAGGAGUCCAUCGUGAAGUAUGCCCUGGAACUAAUCAAGGCCAACACUAAGACGUUUUUGCGUGCCGGUAGCGAGUCUGCUCUUAACAAUGCUAUAAAGUUCCUUGGCAUCAGUGUUGGCAAGUUCGAAACCGUCUCUAGUGCCCAGAACAAGUUGCAGGAGAUGUUUGCCAACCAGGCUGCCAAAAAGCGUAGGGUCAGCGGGGAAGAGCCAGUGCAGCCUCCCAAAGUUCAGAUGGAAAAAAAGCCCAAGCAGACCGAGGAGUCAAAGAUGAAGAGCUUUUUUGCCAACUAUCUGCAAGGAUCCAAGAAAGAGGACACGAAGACAGAUGCCAACAACGCUCCCUCUGCAGAAACUGCGCCAAAGAAGACAUUUGUCGAGGAGUACAAGCAGAAGCUUCACGAGACCGCAAAGUCAAAAGCGGCCGCCGAGGGAACGGUUCUUACCUCAACACCGCCGGAGUUUAAAGAAAGCUUCUUUUCAAAGUACCUGAAACAACAAAGGCAGACGAGGCAGCAAGAAGCGGAUGCAGUGGGUGAGGACUCGUCUGAUAUGCAGGGCUUGGCAGAGGAACUGGAUGCCAUUGAGGCUAGCAACACAAAUGAUUUUGAUGAAGACACUGAAGAGGAGGCGGAGCUAACUGGUAACAUCCACAAAUCAGUUGUUGAAGAACAGGGAUCCUCCCUCAAAGCUUUGCAAGGGGAGCAACCAACAACUUCCAAUUCUACAACACCGAUAGAACACUCUACAUCCAAAAAUGCUAGUAUAGAGCAUCCUGAUCUAUCAAUGCUUCCUCCCCUCACUGAAGAAGAACUGCAACCUUCAACGUCAAAAAGGAAAUUUAAUGAGCUUGACAGUUCUGCUGGAAACUACAAGGAAAGCUACGCGGAGUUCGCUGUACCCGAGCUCCGCGCCGAUCUUCUGCCAAUGGUCAAAUGCGAUCAGUGCGGAGCGAAUAUACUAGACGAAGUGAAAUCCCUGCAAACACACAGAGAUCACCACUUCGCGCAGGAACUAAACAGACAGCUAAAAAGUAACGAGCGUGAGGAACGAAUGCAGAGCCACCAAAAGGUUUCUCCUAAGCCGACGCCACCAAAGAAGACUAAGAAGACAAGUGCUUCUGGUAGCAUAUCACAAUCCACAGCUCGACCGACUAACAGCAUAGCCAAGUUCUUCAGCGUCAAGCCAACUCAGGAGCCUCCAUCCACUGAUGCCGAUAUGCAGCAGUGCACCGAGUGCAGGACUUUUAUCAAAAGCGUGGACAUGCCGGAGCACCUGGAUUACCACGUGGCCAGAAACCUGCAGCGUGAACUAAACCAACAAGACAUGCGCACUCGAACCGCGGCUCUAAGCAAGGAGAAGGCUUCCCCUGCUCAGUCGAAGAAACAGAAGCAGCUAAACACAACUAUUGGUGGUUCCACAAGUGGAACCAAGACGAUUGCCCAUUUCUUUAGCCAAAGCAACUAAUUGCCAGCUAUUGUACCACUUUAAGUAUAUGAAAUUAGUACCUAGUACCUAAGAAAGGACCACAUACUGUUUUUUUUUGUUUUUGGGUUUGAAAUCAAACAACUUUUUGCUCAUAUUUAAUA